GGGCCGAGUCACGGGAAUGCAGGGCACGGUGACCGGCAAGGGGCUGGAUCUCUCCAAGCUCACUUACGAUGAGGCUGCACACGUGUGGCAAGUUGUUCAGCGGGAUUUCGACCUGAGGAAGAAAGAGGAAGACAGGCUUGGAGAGCUCAAGACCAAGAUUGAGCUAGAAGACUGUAAAAGAGAGAUGCUGGCCGACUGGGCGAAUUUGACGCAGUCUCACUGCAUUGGCUGUCUGAAAGCGUUCAAGUUCUUGGUGAACAAGAAGCGCCGAUGCCUGGACUGUCAUCUGCCCAUCUGCGGGGCCUGCAGCCAUUACAACAAAAAGGAGCUCGGCUGGGUGUGCGCUCCUUGUCACAUGGCCAGGGUCCUUAAGAUUGGCAGCCUGGAAUGGUACCACAAAAACAUGCGAAUGCGCUUCAAGUGUUUUGGCAGCGCCAAGGUGAUGCGAUCGCUCUUCAAGAGACUCCGUGGAAAACACGCGUACUCUUCUGAUGAUGACGAUGAUGACGAUGCAAAGCAUCCCAAAUACGACACGCGGAGCAACCCUGAAGUCCACACUCUUGGAUGCGAAGACAGUUGUAUGGCUUCACAACACUAUAAUCAGAUGAAAAAAAACAGAAGGCGUCUCACCGUCGACCCCAUCGAUUUUGGUUUGCGCCGUGACUAUUUCGCCGAAUCGAGACGAUACUCUCACCAGAUUCUGGCUCCUGAUGACAUCAAGUUGAUGAAUCUGGGCAGAAGGGAGUCCGACAUGGCUUCUGUUUUCCAACAAUUUUUGAAAGACCAACGCAAAGUUCCGGAUGUUGGGUCUGUUCAUAGCUUGACUCCACAACAAGAUGACCUUGUCUACUCAGAAAACCGAACGGUUCAGUCUUGCUGCAUGUCCGGGCUCAGCUACUCUUCUUGUGGCAGCGGGAGUGCCGGGGAACCCCGGGGGGGAGGCAGCAGCUACUUCCUGGGCCCUGAUGAUGAUGACGAUGAUGAUGAGGAGGACGAUGAUCUGCGACGGGCCUUUCCGGUUUGCCGAGCUCAUUUAGGACCCCGUGACGAUGUGUCCCAGGAGAGCCUCAACUACCCCAACCAGCCGCCACAGAUCGCCGACCUGAGCCGACGAAUGUCAGCCAUCGAGAACCUUUUAAGCCGCCUGCAGAUCACUCCGACCUCCUCCCAGGGCAUGGAGACUCCCGGUGGCCGAGAGAGCGCCUCUCCUCUCUCCGGGUGGGAAGACGUGGACGUGGAGGAGCAUCAACUGAGACGAAAGCUGAUCGCAAUGGCGGGCGACAUCAGCGACCGCAGCCUGAGUUCCGACGAGGCCGAGUCCAGCCAAAUGUGGACCGGAGUACCUUGCAGAUCCACUCCCGGAAGAAGCUCGCUGGUCCCCAGAUUGAAUGAGCCGACCGACUCUCAGAAGAAAGACUGUUCAAUCGAAAGCCUGCAGGAUAAAUGGCAAGGGGAAGGCUCAAAGUCAAGCUUUCGACAAGGUUCGACAGCGUUACUCUUUGAGCUGGAGGACAAGAUCGCCCGAGCCGCCGCCGACGUGCAGAACGCCCAGACCCAAGUGUCGUACAUUGAGAACCGGAUUGCCGCUCUCAACUCCGGCGGCAUGCCGAUGGAACAGCGACGAAAGGAAACGUUCAUGAAACAGGACUCACAAGGAGAAGACUAAGCCUAAUGUGAGAUUUUCAUGAAAAGACAAUCGAUUGGACAAUGACUUGUCCUGUUCUGGUUGUUUCUCACGUACAUCUUUAAACCAACAAAACGACAUAUUGGACGACAUAUUUGACACAUUGCAGUAUGUUAACGCCUUAAAAUGAUAAGAAUGGAAAAAAAAUAAAAUUUGCUUCUAACUUUUAAGCAAUAUAGAAUUGCAUUGUACUGACAUUCCUCUUUAUUUUUGGGAGUUUUUAUAUUCUGUAUGCACCUUAACAUCAAUGUAUGCCAUUUUUAAUUUCACUGAUUUGGAGUCAUUUUAGGUAUUAACAUUCCUUGUCUUUUUUGGUCUUGAUAGAACGAUCGCCAAAUCAUUUUCUCUUCAAUCUUUUUCAGACCUAAUAAAGAGCUUUUUCCAUGA
Messenger RNA from Hippocampus zosterae (dwarf seahorse), 2071 nucleotides. It is a transcript of the gene mlphb, whose product is annotated as melanophilin b. The coding region runs from base 17 to 1666 and encodes 549 amino acids. Gene Ontology annotation, molecular function: myosin binding; small GTPase binding; actin binding. NCBI's taxonomy places the organism in Eukaryota, Metazoa, Chordata, Actinopteri, Syngnathiformes, Syngnathidae. Gene Ontology annotation, biological process: intracellular protein transport. The record is from RefSeq and is a predicted model, not a curated record. The transcript has 13 exons. Gene Ontology annotation, cellular component: cortical actin cytoskeleton.